CUCCCCGCGCAGGCGCACAGAGCCGACUCGCCAUGCCGACCGUCAGCGUGAAGCGGGACCUGCUGUUCCGAGCCCUGGGCCGGACCUACACUGAUGAAGAAUUUGAUGAACUAUGUUUUGAAUUUGGCCUGGAGCUCGAUGAAAUUACUUCUGAGAAGGAAAUAAUAAGUAAAGAGCAAGGAAACAUAAAGGCAAAGGGAGCCUCUGAUGUUGUUCUUUACAAAAUCGACGUCCCUGCCAAUCGAUAUGAUCUGCUGUGUCUGGAAGGUUUGGUUCGGAGUCUGCAGGUCUUCAAAGAAAAGAUAAAAGCUCCAGUUUAUAAACGUGUAAUGCCUAAAGGAGAAAUCCAAAAAUUGAUUUGCACAGAAGAGACAGCUAAAGUACGCCCCUACGCAGUGGCAGCAGUUCUCCGAAAUAUAAAGUUCACUAAAGAUCGCUAUGACAGCUUCAUUGAACUGCAGGAGAAGUUACAUCAGAACAUUUGCAGGAAAAGAGCGUUGGUUGCUAUUGGCGCCCAUGAUUUGGACACUUUAGCAGGCCCGUUCACCUACACCGCGCAGCGUCCUUCAUGUAUCAAAUUCAAGCCUCUCAAUAAGACGAAGGAAUAUACAGCUUGUGAACUGAUGAACAUAUACAAGACUGACAACCACCUUAAGCAUUACUUACACAUCAUUGAAAACAAGCCCCUGUACCCUGUGAUCUACGACAGCAACGGCGUGGUUCUGUCGAUGCCUCCGAUCAUCAACGGGGAACAUUCCAAAUUAACCGUAAAUACUAAAAAUGUGUUUAUCGAAUGUACAGGAACUGACUUUACUAAGGCGAAAAUAGUUCUUGAUACUCUUGUCACCAUGUUCAGUGAAUAUUGUGAGAAUCAAUUUACGGUUGAAGCUGCUGAGGUCGUUUUUCCUAAUCGAAAAUCUCACAUCUUUCCAGAACUGGCUUACCGCAAGGAGAUAGUAAGAGCUGAUCUGAUUAACAAGAAAGUUGGAAUCAGAGAAACUCCAGAGAAUCUUGCCAAGCUCCUGACCAGGAUGCAUCUAAAGUCAGAAGUCAUAGGCGACGGGAAUCAGAUUGAGAUUGAAAUCCCUCCAACCCGAGCUGACGUCAUCCACGCAUGCGAUAUUGUAGAAGAUGCAGCCAUUGCUUACGGAUAUAACAACAUUCAGAUGGCUCUUCCGAAAACAUACACCAUAGCUAAUCAAUUUCCCCUUAAUAAGCUCACUGAACUUCUCCGACACGAUAUGGCAGCUGCCGGAUUCACCGAAGCCCUUACCUUCGCUCUGUGCUCCCAGGAAGACAUUGCGGAGAAGCUGGGUCUGGACAUCUCUGCCACACAGGCGGUCCACAUCAGCAAUCCCAAAACAGCUGAGUUUCAGGUGGCGCGCACUACCCUUCUUCCUGGCCUCCUGAAGACCAUAGCAGCGAAUCGCAAAAUGCCUCUGCCUCUGAAACUCUUUGAAAUUUCUGACAUUGUGAUAAAAGACUCUACUAAAGACGUAGGCGCACGGAACUGCAGGCAUCUCUGUGCUGUUUAUUACAACAAGAACCCCGGCUUUGAGAUCAUCCACGGCUUGCUGGACAGAGUGAUGCAGCUGCUCGCGGUGCCUGCUGGGGAGGACAGGGGAGGAUAUGUGAUCAAAGCGUCAGCAGGUCCUGCCUUCUUCCCUGGGCGAUGUGCUGAGAUUUUUGCCAAGGGUCAAAGCAUCGGGAAGCUUGGGGUCCUUCAUCCUGAUGUUAUCACCAAGUUUGAGUUGAUGAUGCCCUGCUGCUCCCUGGAAAUCAAUAUUGAGCCCUUUUUGUGAGGAUGCUAUCCGUUGUGAUUGUCGCUUUUCCUCCCCAGUCCCUCCAUUGGGAACACCUGUUUGUGCUUUAAUGUUUGAGAAAAUAAAGGUGUUGUCUGGCUCCCUGGGCAGAUCCCCUCUCCCUGUGUGAAGUUGGCAAAUGCAGCCUA
Ochotona curzoniae (black-lipped pika) is the source of this 1951-nucleotide messenger RNA. RefSeq names its product phenylalanyl-tRNA synthetase subunit beta (gene FARSB). Gene Ontology annotation, cellular component: phenylalanine-tRNA ligase complex; cytoplasm. Bases 33 to 1802 code for a protein of 589 amino acids. NCBI's taxonomy places the organism in Eukaryota, Metazoa, Chordata, Mammalia, Lagomorpha, Ochotonidae. The transcript is spliced from 17 exons. Gene Ontology annotation, biological process: phenylalanyl-tRNA aminoacylation. The record is from RefSeq and is a predicted model, not a curated record. Gene Ontology annotation, molecular function: RNA binding; ATP binding; phenylalanine-tRNA ligase activity.